AACUCGCCAUUCGACACAUCUGUGGAACAGCGCCAGCAACGUAGAACUCCAGAGGCUGAAAAUAUAAGCGGAUUCAUGUAUUUAAGUCCCUGCGAAGCCUGAAAGCUAGAACAGCAACUAAAAACAAUUUCCAUGGCAACAUACACAAACAAACCAGAAAUAAAAAUAGUUUCUAUGAAAGAAGCCAAGCAAAUUAAUUGAAAAUAAAAAUAAUGAAACUGAAAACGCGCAUUUGCAAAAGAAGCUCAGCUACAACAUCGGAAGCCCCGCAGGAGCGCAGCAAACAAUUUACGAGCUAUCCGCUGCGAUGUGUGGAUUGGAGCAGCAAUGAGGAGAUCUAUUUUGUCAGCGACGAUCAUCAGAUCUACAAAUGGAGCGAUGUGAGUCGCGAUUCUGUGGAGGUGGCCAAACUGCCGGAUGACUUCAUACCCACGGAUAUGCACUGGCUGCUGUUGGGUGGUCGCAGCAGUGGCGGCGGCAAGGGCAGCGAUACGCUUCUCAUUUGCAGCAACGAUGGACGUUUCAUUAUAUUGAAUAAGAGCGCGCGGGUCGAGCGCAGCAUUUCCGCCCACACGGCGGCAAUUAGCUCGGGUCGCUGGAGUCCCGAUGGCGCUGGCCUCUUGACCGCAGCAGAGGAUGGUGUCAUCAAGAUCUGGUCCCGCUCUGGCAUGCUGCGCUCCACGGUCAUACAAAGCGACGAGGCGAUCCGCUGUGCCCGCUGGGCGCCCAGCUCGACGGCAAUUGCUUUCAGCCAGGGUGGCCACAUUUCCAUCAAGCCGCUGGCAGCCAAUAGCAAACUGAUAAGGUGGCGCGCCCAUGACGGCCUGGUGCUGUCGCUGAGCUGGUCUGGGCAAUCGAAUAUUAUAGCCUCUGGCGGGGAGGACUGUCGCUUUAAGAUUUGGGAUGCGCAGGGCGCCAGUCUGUAUACGAGUGCGGCUGAGGAGUAUGCCAUCACGAGCGUGGCCUUCAAUCCGGAGAAGGAGCAGCUGCUGGUGGGCACCUUCAACAUGAUCAAGCUGUGCCACAGCACGGGCUGGUCCUAUAGCAGUGCACGCUUUACGGCGCCUAGCGUGGGCUCGUUCUUCACAUUGUCCUGGUCAACGGAUGGCACUCAGGUGGCCUGUGGCACCUCCACUGGGCAGCUGAUCGUCGGCUAUGCCGUGGAGCAGCAGCUCAUCUCGCGCAACUUGAAAGCAACGAGCACGGGUCGCAAAUGCAUUGCUUUGCAGGACAUUUCCAAUGGCACCAAGGAUGUGCUGGAGUUUCCACAGCGCGUCAUCAACUUUGCGCUGGGCUAUGGCCACUUGGUGGUGGCCACCACCCAUCAGCUGCACAUCUACAACGAGAAGUACAUCAACACCCCAAUCAUCAUUGAUGGCCGCAACGAUGUGCGCGUCAUUGAAGUGGCCAAAAAGUACUUCAUGGUGCUGGAUGCCACCUCCAUUUGGGUUUACACAUACACAGGUCGUCUGCAUCUCAAUCCUCGCUACCCGGGCUCGCAGGCGCAGCUGCCGCUGCUCAAUUGGCGCUCCAUUUCACUGGGCCUCGACGUGCUGGCUAUAAGAGACAAUUCGGAGACUUCGCUGCUGCAUCUUUUUGACCUGAUGCCUGGUGCCUCACGGCAAUAUGAGCCGCAGUCGCUGAGAGCCAAGCAGCAGCUGGCAGAGAUCGCUGCCUGUCGUGCCGGCAGUGCGGACGACCAGUUCAUUGCCUUCAUUGAUACCAAUCGAGAGCUGUACAUUAGCGAGACGCGGAACAUUAACGGCAACUCGACAACUGAUCGCGUGGUCAAUGGCGCCGAUGAGAUCUACAAGAUCGGCACCCAGUUGACAGCCAUCAAGUGGGCCAGCGAGACGAACAUCUUGGUGGGCGUGCACGAUUCCUGCUACAGCAUCUGGUACUGUCCCGGCGAGGGCUCUGCCGAUCCCACAAUCAUUGCCCUGACCACCAUUACCCUAGACACGGCUGAAUUUGGCAAAUACGUGGCCAUCGAUAGCUUCGAAGAUGCCGUGAUUACCUUUCGCUGCGCUGGCGCUCUGCUGCCUGUCAACGUGAAUAUCUACUGCGAGGUUCUGCAUCGCACGCUGCAGGAGGGACAGUGGCAGCAGGCACUGCGAAUCUGUCGGCUGGCGCAGCAUACGAGUCUGUGGGCCACGCUGGCUGCUGUGGCCACCCGCAAGCAUCAGCUGCAGCUCAGCGAGGAGGCCUACUCGGCAGCUCUGCAGAUCGAUAAAGUCAGCUAUCUGCAGCACCUGAAGACGCUGUCGCCAUCCAGUGCUGAGCAAAUGGCCGAGAACUCGCUCAUGCUGGGCAGGCUGCUCGAAGCGGAGACCAUACUGCUGCACAAUCGCAAAUAUGAGCAGGCCGUAGCGCUGGCACUGCGCAUGCACAGCUGGAAACGUGCACUCGAAAUAGCGCUGAAGCACCAAGCGGAGCAGCCCGACCUGGAGCUCGUGCAGCGCGUGCUGCAGCAGCGACAGCGCUAUCUGAAAGCCUUGCAGCGCGAAGAGUGGGAUGCACUGUUUCUCAGUCAGCUCAAGGAUGAUAAUGCUAGUGAAUAA
Molecule: messenger RNA, 2561 nt
Organism: Drosophila hydei
Lineage: Eukaryota; Metazoa; Arthropoda; Insecta; Diptera; Drosophilidae
Gene: Oseg5
Product: intraflagellar transport protein 80 homolog
Exons: 7
Coding region: 213-2561 (782 amino acids)
Biological process (GO): cilium assembly
Cellular component (GO): centrosome; intraciliary transport particle B; cilium
Molecular function (GO): protein binding
Source: RefSeq, a predicted model, not a curated record